This is a messenger RNA of Rhopalosiphum maidis (corn leaf aphid), 621 nucleotides long. RefSeq names its product mitochondrial import inner membrane translocase subunit Tim8 (gene Tim8). The transcript is spliced from 2 exons. Lineage: Eukaryota; Metazoa; Arthropoda; Insecta; Hemiptera; Aphididae. The record is from RefSeq and is a predicted model, not a curated record. The coding region runs from base 106 to 414 and encodes 102 amino acids.
UCAUAAUUUCUAUAUUUUCUUGUAUAUUGUUCGUCUUUGCACGUGAAUUCCUAAUUUUUCAUUUGAAAGUAAUUUAUUGAAGAAUUAUAAAAUAUUUAAACAACAAUGGCAGAUUUUUUUAGCAAUAGCAGUGAAAAUUUUGACUUGGGUUCUUCGUCAGUUGGUGGUACCGACAAAUUGAAAGCCGAUGAAAUACAAAAAGUUAUAAUGAUGGAACAGCAGAAAGCUCAAUUAAAUGCUCAAAUACAAGAAAUCAGUGAAAUGUGUUGGGAAAAGUGUGUGGAUAAACCAUCAGCAAAGCUUGGUUCAAAAACUGAAGUGUGCCUUUCAAAUUGUGUAAAAAGAUUUUUCGAUUCUUCAAUUAUCAUUGCAACUAGAUUCAAUCAGUUAAUCCAAAGGUCCAACACUGGUUAGCCGAGUACCUACCGUUUUGUGUUCAAUUCUUUAUUUUAAUGUUAAUUCUGUAGUAAUCGAGCAAGGGACUAUUAAAUAUAAAUCAAGUAAUACAAAUCGUUUUUAAUGGUUUUGUAUUGUACAUACCUAUUAGUUUGAGUGAAUAUUGCUUGUUAUAUCAUUAAUGUUCGAUAUUGUUCAAAAUAAAAUAAAAUAUAGUUUAUAAUA